CGCUGCACAAUGUGUGUGUGUGUGUGUGUGUGCGUGCGUGCGUGUGUGUGUGUGUGUGUGCGUGCGUGCGUGUGUGUGUGUGUGUGCGUGCAGCUGAUGGUUAUUUCCAGAGAUGCUCUGUCGUCUGCCAGUGUGGUGUACCAUUGGAGGAGGCGGUGGUCCUGCAGCAGUGCUUUGCCCACCACACCUCGCGUUGUUCCCAAUGUCCCCGCAGCAGCGGCCGGGGACGACGCGUAAAGCUCCGCCUGUAGCUGUGGGAACUCGAGUCACAUCUCCACAUGGCCUGCCUACGGAUUUUCUGUCCCUUGACUGUUGAAAAUACCUUGGCUGCUCCCUGCCUCUGUGGCUAAUUCCUUAGGAACCGGUGGAUCCAGUUUGAUCCAUCCCUCUCUUUCUUCCUCCACCAAACCAACUUGUCGAGUCUUCCCCCUCAGUGUUCCUACUGUCAAAAAAACAAGCAACAACAAAAAAAAAAAAAACCCCACACACGAGACAACAGAAGAAGGAAAAGUUCACCGCGAGCGGCUCGGCGAAUAGCUGCGUGACUUGUGGUGCAAAUGUCACGUCAGGGUCGGACUGAGUGAGCGCGGAGCUCGAUGGGAGCGUGUCGGUGUUGAAGUGGAGAGUCGACGGGACGCGCACGGAGAGUCUUCGACGCAGACGCAGCCGCAGCAGCAGCCACCUCGGGAGAUCACUGGACGGAAUUGACAUUUUCGUUUGUUUGAAGGGAGGUGGAGACAAUCCAACCAACCCCCUCCCUCCCUCCCUCCGUCCUUGACUGAAACUACCAACUAUCUCUGGCCAGGGGAGACACUCAAGGUCUCCCAAAGCACCUGAAAUGGAGGCUCCCGAUGGCCACAGUGCUAGUGAUGCCCAGUGCUCUCCUGGUAAGGAGAACUCAAGGAUUUUGGCGGAUAUGUCAACCUCUAAUGGACAAACAGUUCCUCAGGGUCCCAAUUCCCCCAGCGAACUGACAAUUAAGCAAGAGGAAGAAACAGCACAGGAAGAAACAGCACAGGAAGCUGACGACAGAAGCCCAGCACUUGAAGAAAUAGGCCAAACAGGGGAGGAAGGAGGAGUAUUGGAGGAAUCCAUGACUGGUAGCCCAAGCAACAUACAGGAUGGAUCAUCUGGGCCUAAUAUGACAGCCGAUGCAGGAAGUCGACAACCAAAUGGUGACAGGCCAUUCCAGUGCAACCAGUGUGGUGUCUCGUUCACCCAGAAGGGAAACCUGCUGCGACACAUCAAGCUGCACACGGGUGAAAAACCCUUCAAAUGCCCCUUCUGUAGCUACGCCUGCCGGCGGCGCGAUGCUCUCACUGGACAUUUGCGCACUCAUGCUGUUGGCAAACCGCACAAGUGUAACUACUGUGGGCGAAGUUAUAAGCAGCGCACGUCCCUAGAGGAACAUAAAGAGCGAUGUCAUAGCUACCUGCAAGGAAUCGGCUUGGAUCCGACUGCCCACACUGGUCCUUACACAGGUGAGGUUUCUAAAGAGCCAAGGUCCAUGUCAGAGGCCAACACCAUGGCAACCUUUGAUCGUCCGCCCGUUAUUGAAAGGCUGCAUAGCAACGUGGGCAAGAGGAAGAGCACCACACCUCAAAAGUUUGUGGGUGACAAGAUUGUUCGCUACAGCUACCCUGAUAUAGGCUAUGAGAUGGGGAUUAAGUAUGAAAAGCAGGCUGAACUGAUGCCAGCCCACAUGAUGGACCAGGCUAUCAGCAAUGCUAUCACAUACCUCGGAUCAGACACCCUGCGGCCCAUGCUCCACCAUCCAGGUCCACCGCUCUCUAUGGCUGACGUGGUGCCCAUGGUCAACCCCCUCUACCACCAUGUCUUGCCACUGGGCCAGCGAACAGAGCAUCCAGGAAAUUGUGAUUCGCUGCCACCACAUCCACCUCAUCCCCACCACUUCUCCACAAACCCCACAUUAAAUGGCCCCACUGCUUCGACCAGGCAGGGCAAGCUGCCCCAGUCAGGGCACGAGGAAUCUCCCAGCAACAGUGGAGUUGACUCUGCUGACUCAGCGCGCAGCAGCCCUCAGGAGAGGCGGGGCUACCAUGGGGGCAACCCCCCUCCUGGCCUCAGGUCCAGUCCAGCGGUGGUCUGCUCAGGUGAGCGGGUGAGGGAAGCAUCACCAAGAGCUGUGGCAGGAAUGGGGACUGGGCUAAUGCGAGUGGCUGCAGAGAGGCCUGUGAGCCAGGAAGGGGUGCGUGUGUUUGGACGAGAGGGCCAGGAGUUGCGUGCCUUUCAGUGUGAGCACUGUCGGGUGCUCUUCCUGGACCACGUUAUGUACACCAUCCACAUGGGUUGCCACGGAUACAGAGAUCCACUGGAGUGCAACAUCUGCGGUUACCGCAGCAAAGAUCGCUAUGAAUUCUCCUCUCACAUAGUCCGUGGUGAGCACACCUUCCAGUAGGAGGAUGGGUAGGAAUUAAGAGGAAGACGAAGAAGGGAAAGGAGCAAUAGGCUGAUAUCCAUUCUUAUCCCCGACCUCUGAGACUACGCCUGAAUAGCACUGUAUACAAGUGUAGCACAAUCAAAGACGUCUUUUUAAGCUACUUUUUGUCUAUCAGAACAUUUGCAACAAUCAUAUGAAGGUUUGGGCCAAAGAUACAUUUUCUACGUAUUUAAUUCAUUAUUAAAUAUAGAGGAAGGAAGGUAAUUUUUUUUUCUCCUGAAAAUGUUGAUGCAUUUUGUAUAGAGCAGCUGUCGAACUUUGACCAGUUCGUCGUCUUCUUUGUGUAUUUUGGAAAAGUCUUGUCUCCGUGUUCCUUCACCACCUUGCAGGCUCAGUGUGGUAGAUAAAAUUUGAGUUUUAGUUCAAUGCUACCGAUAAGAGGUUAAGUAUGAGAAGACUUCAAAAAGUCUUUAAUCGAAAGUAUAAAUAAUAAUGAUUACUACAUUAAUAUCAUUCAUAUGUGCUUGGUGAAAAUUGAGUUUUAAAAAAAAAUAUCUGGUCUUUAACGAUAAACAUGUUUAAUGUUUUUUUGUUUUUGUUUUACUUUUUGUGUACCCUAUUGCCUAGGCCAAUAAUAAUUUUCCUAUGAACACCAGAGUAAUGGUAUGAAUGUCUGGUGCUGUGUGUUAUAGCUACAAGCAGUUUCCUGAGCAUUGGACAUGAUGAGUUCAGAGAACGUGGAGGCUUUGAGUGCAGUCUAUGAAGAGAAGUGUCAAUACAAGUAGCAAAUCAAUGUGUUGUUGAUGAACAAAGACUAAAACUAGUUUUUACAGAUGUAAGAUAGAUAUAUAUAUUACAAUUUGUAAACUAAUGAUGGAAAUCAUAAAUGCGUUUUCCUAUUUAAAAAACAAACAAAAAAAACAACUACCUCUUAACAACUACUUUGUAACAAUCAGACGGUGUUAAAGUCUUCAUUGAUAGAUUUAACAUAUCGACUGAUAUUGUGGUUUUGUAUGAUGAUAAAAUUUUAAGUUAUAUUUCCUAUUGCUAAUGAAAAAAAAAAGAUUAGUACUAUGCUUUCCAAUUAACACUAGCUGGUAAAGCAUUAACGUACCACUCAUACAGAAAAAGAAAACGUCACGCUUUCUGUUGGUUGCUUGUACAAUUUUUUGUAACAUUAAGAGAGGUCCUGUACAAAAAUAAACAACCAAAUGAAUUACCUCAACCCCCCUCUGGAAAAUUAAAUCAAUUUGACUCCAAUGUGCAUAUUUGGCAAUUUGGCGAUAAAUACAAGAAAAAAACAACCUCAAAUAAUCGUGACAUGCAUAUGCACAGGAAGCAUUUUAAAUUUAGACAUUUUUGGUUAGGUUUACUUACUUUCAGUAAGUAAGUAAACCUCACUUAUUUACUGAAAGUUUCAAGUAUAAUGAAUUGGGCUGUAAAUAAUCAAAUACAUUUAUAAAAUGUACCCUGUAAAGUGACAAACAUUGUUAACUAAUUUAAUUUCUAUUUCCUGAGAGUGAAAUUAAUAGAAUUAAGUCUAUUAUGACUUAAUUCUCUCCAUAGUGAUCAGCCUCUAUUUAGUUUACACUUAGGACUGUUGAUGAUGAAGCAAAGAAUACAAAGUGUGGCCUAAUUAUUCUUGUUAGCCCUGUAACCUUAAACCCCUGAUGACUCGCGGGUCAUGUUGUUUGCAGUGUUGGCACACGGCUAAAUUGUUUAACUUUGAGUUUCGCAGAUUGUUUGAUACGUCCACAUUGUCAGCCUAACCUGGCACAGGGUCACAGACUAAGAUGAGAAGUCAACUACCUGGCUGGAGUAUGAUGAUUUACGGGAAAGGAUACCACUGAUGUACCUCACUUUAUGCUUUGGGUCAGUCUCUAUCGAUCUAUCUAGUCCACUUUGUUUUAGGCCAGAUGUAUAUAAGCUCUUUUUUCAGAUCAUGGACAUAGGGUCAGGUAGGGCCUGCGUUAUUGGUGUUAUUUUCUAGCACGCUCAAUACCCACUGAUACUAUAUGUGUGGCGUCAAAACCAUCAUUCAUUCUAUUGAAUUAUGUAAUGGCCAAUACAGCAAGACUCUACAGCUUUGUCUUUGGCAACUUCAAACAGCUUGAAAUCAAGCCUAACGCCUAAAAUGUAUCACAUUGUGGGAAUUGAGAUAAUUCUUGAUGUUGGUUUCUUACUAGAGAUGUUCCGAUAUUAUUUUUUCCCUUCCCGAUACCAAUUCAGAUACCUGGACUUGGGGUAUCCACCGAUACCAAGUACCAAUUCGAUACCAGUGCAUUUAAGAAAACAAAAAUGCAUAUAACAUAUUGUAACAACUGUAUGCUACCAACCCUGUAUGGAAGUGAAGAUUGCGGUCGUUGUUUGGCCUGGCUCAGGUUAAACCCUUCGAAAACACAGAAAAAUAAGCCAUAGAACUUAUUUUAUUCAAAAGAACUAAUAUAAAUGAAUAUAGUAAUAAAAACAUUUUCUAUCUUCAAAUAGCUGUUAAAGUGUAGCCUCAUCUUAUGAUAAUAAAAGACCCUCAUAUUUUUAGACAGUUCUGUAACAGCAACUUCAAAUUUCAAAACUAGAUAAUUAAAUAACAAUUGAUUGAAAAACAUAUCAGAACAGCUCUAUUUCUUAAUGGAGUAAUAUUAACCGGCUCUUGUUUGAAUCAGGCUGCACUUUGACUGCUCAUCACAAACAAGCGUACAUACACACACACAGACACACACACACACACACACACUGAUGUCUUUAGCUUUUCCUUGCUCUUUGAAUAUUGCUCUUUGCAUUGGCAUAAUGCUGCCACAUUAAUGUAUGACCUUUUACAGGCAGCAUGAGCAAGAGGAAAAGUGAGAGAAGUGUGGUUACCACUUAGUUCUCUGCUGAAGGCACUUCCCAAAGCAGAUAGCAUUCCGAGUCACCUCUGUAAACCUGCUCCAACAUUAAAAGCUUAUGUAGGCAAAAUGUAAAUUCACCUCAAAAAGUAUAUUUUCCAUAAUUUAAUGUAUGUUUAAGGAUCACAGAUUUAGAUCCAUAGAGCCAGUCGCAGCUCCUCCACAGUUACUCAACGUUACACAUUAUGUCCAUUCUCUGCUCAUAGGCAGCAUUUGUUUGUUUGUUUGUUUGUUUGUUACAUUAAAGUGAAGGUAGAGAAAAUAAUCUCUUGACAGAACAAUUUGCUGACAUGAUAAACACUUGAUUGUUCUCGACGGUUAAACUCAGUGAUCUAUUCAUCCAUGUUACAUAUCUAUUUUUUUGAUCAAAAGGCAGCUUUUUAUCUGUUAGAAAAAUUGCUUCUCUUUUGCAUAACUUGUGCCCGGCUAGCAUAAAAACGUACUGUCUGUAAAGCAUUGGCACUGGAAAUUGUUUACAACUCGCAGCUGUGAUAUUGACUCUAUACAUUCCUCUACUAUAAUAUUGCUGUACAUAUUUACCAUGUGAAAGCCAUAUCUGUGUUGACAGGGGUCCACCAAAAAACAACAUAUCCUUUAAAUUACCCAAUGGUUUAAACAAAUUGCAACAUUAUAAACAUUAUAUAUAUAUAUAUACAUUCGGUGACCUCUCAUGUCCUAUGAAUGGCGGCAUUAUUAUCCUGAUUUGUCAUUAAAUAUGUAUGUGUGUAUAACCUUUUUUGCUCCCAUAUUAAUGUUGUAAUAACGAUAUCCUUAGCAGCGAUAUGAACAAAACAAGUCAGUAAAACAGGACUUCUGUCAGCCCUCCUUUGAAGUGUGGACUUUACUUGAAAAUCUAAAUCAUUGGCAUUGUUUCAGAUUGUGGGGAUGUUGUUUUGUAAAUUUCGAAAGGGAGUGUGCUAAAUGUCUAUUUUUCUGCUGAAAUGUUAAUGCAAAUAGUUUUGUGAACUUUGUGUGUAUUUUUUUUUCAAGUUGAAAAAUGUUUACAAAAAUGUAAAAGACAGGGAUCAGGUACAUUGUAUUUUUUAAGAAAUAAUAUAUGACCGGUGUUUAUGACAUUAUCAGAAAAAUGUGUGUCGAUUGGUCAUCUCAGAUGUUGAUAACAAUUUUCUGAUGUGAGGGGUCUCAGGUAUUUGUAUAGGUUGUGUAUUUUUAUGUCCUACAAUAUGUGAUUUAUUUAUCCCCAAAAAAUGCACAUUCAUUGAAAUGCUUUGGUAAUUUCUCUUGACUUAAAUCAGUCCAGUACUGAAUGUGGUGAAGCACGUUGGAGGAUUGUUCAGCCCUGUUUUUCAGCAUCAGUGACAAUACAUGAAGACACACUGCAGUGAAAAAUACAAUGUAUAUUUGGAGGCAUGGGUUUCACUCUUAUUAAAGAAAAGAUUUAAAUCUUUUCCUGUUUUGUAAAUUAUGCAACAGGAAGUGAGACAAAUUGUUAUAUGGCUUUCUUCAAAACAUGCACACUGUAUAAUUGCAAUUAAAAGAUUUCAUCGUGAGAAAAACGGCAGUGCUUAAAUAUUGUAAACAACAUGCAAGAGCAUAUCAGGAACAAAAAAUGAAUUCAACUAAAAAGGUUUAAAUAUG
Messenger RNA from Scophthalmus maximus (turbot), 6885 nucleotides. It is a transcript of the gene ikzf2, whose product is annotated as IKAROS family zinc finger 2. Gene Ontology annotation, molecular function: RNA polymerase II cis-regulatory region sequence-specific DNA binding; DNA-binding transcription factor activity. NCBI's taxonomy places the organism in Eukaryota, Metazoa, Chordata, Actinopteri, Pleuronectiformes, Scophthalmidae. Gene Ontology annotation, biological process: regulation of transcription by RNA polymerase II. The record is from RefSeq and is a predicted model, not a curated record. The transcript has 10 exons. The coding region runs from base 839 to 2419 and encodes 526 amino acids.